Molecule: messenger RNA, 2767 nt
Organism: Nyctereutes procyonoides (raccoon dog)
Lineage: Eukaryota; Metazoa; Chordata; Mammalia; Carnivora; Canidae
Gene: TUNAR
Product: TCL1 upstream neural differentiation-associated RNA
Exons: 2
Coding region: 336-533 (65 amino acids)
Source: RefSeq, a predicted model, not a curated record
UCGCGCCGAGCCCCUGCGCGGGGCAUGAGGAGCCCCGGGGCGCCGCCCGGAGACGGAGAGGACCCGGCUGCGCGCACACCUCGCCAGCGGCGGACGGGGACAUGAGCGGCGCGCGCGGGCUCCAGCGCCCGGCGGCCAGCCCCAGCCCGCGGCGGCCGGCGGGUCGGCGCUGCCCGGGAGAAUGAGGCAGGAGCCCGCGGCAGCCUCCUCCUCCUCCUCCUCCUCCUCCUGCUGCUGCUGCUGCUGCUCUUCGCCUUCCUCCGGCUCCGGCGCCCCGGGCCCCGGCCGGGCUGUGGCUCUGCUGCGUGCCCCGCGCGCCCCCCGCCCGCCUCCGGAUGCGCUGCUCGGUUAGCCUGGGGCGGAAGAUAAAGACAUUUGCCACCAAGAUGGUAAUCACGAGUGGAAAUGAGGAGGACAGAGAGGGCCAGGAGAGAGAGAGUAAGGAAGAGAGUGUCUUGGCGAUGCUGGGGAUUAUCGGGACCAUUCUGAACCUGAUUGUUAUCAUAUUUGUAUACAUAUACACCACUCUGUGAAUGGCCCAGAGGGUGCUUGGAGGCCUCGGGGUGGCCGCAAGAUGGGAGUCCUGUGUGUCGACAGAUCCGUGAUCGGACGCUGCGCAAACAAGCAGGCUUGACCUACACACGCUGCUCAAGCAAAUGCACCUUCGAACUUUAUAAAAGGUCACAAAUACAAACCAAUCCUGCUGCAAGGAGCAGACACUAAAGCACAAUGAAUCCAACAAAACUCAUUCACACGACAAGGAACUCUGCGUCUUUGGCCCGGAGCCCGAGAGAACACUUGGAAGACCAGCCUUUGAUGCCAUCGGUGAGCAGAUGGGUGCAGAAACUCAUGAUCGCAUAUCUCUGAUGGAUGUCACGCCUUGGGAGAGAGGAGCAGGGCGGCGCGGCUCGUGGGUGUGUCUCCCAGGACAUGCGCUUCACCUUUACUCAACGAGCCGUUCAGGAUGCGAAACCACAGGGGCAGCCCUUUGACAGACAUCCUAUCCAUCAAAAGUGUCUGACUAUUUGAUACUGGGGAGAUAACUUAUUUUUCUUUUUUCAUUGGCUUGAUGUGUGUACCUGUUCAUAUCAAGGUUUAUAAAUCUAUAUUUUUAAUAAAUGUGCUCUAUUUUUUAGCAUGAACCAAAUAUUUGGAGAGGCACUCCUGGAGUCCUAGAGCUUUCCUUGGUUUUAUCUGCUUCGUCCCGUAGACUGCAGGUGUUCUGUGGUAUAACCAUCCUAGUCCUGCUUCCAACAUCUUGAGUCUUUUACCUUCUCUCUCUCUCCUCUCUUUCUCCUUCUCUCUCUCCCUUUCUCUCUCUCGGGCCUGGAGGACAUUUUCCCAUAAUACCAGCCAUGGUCCUGGUCGAUGCAUGUUUCCAGAUUGUCCGUUGAGCGGCUUUUUUUGUUUAUAUGGGAGAUCUAAACUGAUCGUGGGCAUGUGGACCUUAGUUGCACCCAUAUCCUUAUUGAGAAUUUUGCAUGAACAAGGGCCGAGUGAUAGAUCAGCUUCUCAGAAAUGUAAAAAGGACAAUCGGAAGGAGAGAGGGCAGCUGUAUUUACAGGUCAACUCUGGGACGGAAUAGCUUAUACUUGUUGGCAGCAUUAUAAUUUCGUUCUUGUGACCAUUUGUUGACCAAAUUCUUAUUUUAAUGGCCACAUACCGUGCAAGAUGGGGGGAGCGGGUAAAGGCCAGUACGAGUGCAUAAUCCCCCCCUUAGCGCACUGCCUGGGACCUUUUACAAUGUAGGUGGGGUGUAAGUAGCAUGUGGGCUCCCCACCAUGAGAGCUCACGUGGGUGUUUCAGGCUGCAAGGACCCCCUUGUGACAGGUGACUUUUUAAAGACACAAGAGGGGGACAGAACGAUCACCCCCAAAAGAUUGCUGUGCUUAUUUUAAAAUCUUCUGGUUUACACCCACAUGGAGCUACGUCCUCCCUGGUAGGGAUGGGUGAAUAUAGACAAAUCUGCCCUGUUCUCGCAGCUCCCUGAGACGGGUCUUUGCCUGGCUGUGGCAGCGUGUCCUGAUGAAGAGGGCCGCAGUUCCUUUUGCCAGUGCCAGACUUUUCCAUGAAUGAAAAAAGCAGCAGCUUGCCUCGUUGGCUUCAAAUGAUGCCCAGGAGGUCUCUACCGCCAGAUCUCUCCCUCCCCUUGUUGUGGCAUCUGAAAUUCCACCAUUAGAGAGUCAUUUCUUGUGCUCUUCUAAGGGACCAGGUUCUUUUAUAAAGCGAAUGCCCCUGAGCACCUGGCUCUGACAUUAUUCGUCAGGUGUCUUCUCUUCCCUACCAGAAGGAAGCAGACCUGCAUUUAGGGCAUGCUGUGUGCCGGGCGCUGUGCCAAACACUUUGUAUUCCUUAGGUCAUUGAAUUCCCCCUGUGACCCUAUGAGGUGUGGGGGUGGGUCUUUUCCCAGGAUUGUAAAAGAAAGAGGGGCUCAGAUCAUGUGGCUGAAACCCCUGAUCUGACUGAUUCCUUAGCCCAGAGAGGAAAUACACAGGAGGGGAAGGUGCAGGAAAGGGCCCUCGGGGUCAGGUCACAAAUCCGAUGGCUUUGCUAAGGGCCAGCUCUGUACACCUCCCUCCCUCUCCUCCAUAAAAAUAAAUAACCCUUAGGAACGCCUUGGACAGAAUAUCCUACAAAUAAGGACGAGGGACAACAGGCUGGUCAGAAAUAAAAUGGGAUGUUGGGGGAGGGAGCUAUCUACCGGGUUCUUUGUGAUUCUAGAAAGACUGUAUGAAAAUUCUGAACAGUGAACAGAGUGAACAAUAAA